AUGGUUCUAUUCCCUGCCUCUUCCUUCUCCUCACUCCGAACGACUCUCCGCCUCCGUCCCCUCCUACGUUUUCCACCGAAGCGGGACUCUUCGUCGAUACGCGACCUCCAAGCAGCCUUCCGCGACCCCUCCUCGCCAUUCCACAUCCCACCCGGACAAUUAGGGCCUUCCUCUCCCGAUGCCCCACCACCACCGACGCACGACCAGGCCGCAGCGCAAAUGUCAACGCUAGCUUACCAACUCCCUCCAGGCUCAGCCGGCCGCUCGGACACACCGCAUACAUUAGAGCAAGCGAAAGAGUGUUUGAGGGAGUGGGGAUAUGACCCGCUGUCGUUUUGGGAGCAGAGGAUCGUUUGGGGGGAUCAUGAUGCGUUUCAGGGUGUUGAUGGGGUCAAAUGUGUAGGCAUGUCAAUAAUGUUCGUUAUGGCACGAAUAAAAUGGAUGAUGUCACUCGGCGACGAACUCGGUGGCCCCGAACGCGCAAGAGCCAUGAUCAGCGCGCAGGGUGUUUCCCUCAUCCUAAAAUCUAUAGAGGUGCAAUACAAGAGGAUCGUCACGUAUCCCGAUACCCUCCUAAUAGGCUACCGCCCCCUCCCCACUCCCCCUCCCUCAGCUAACUACCACCAUACAGACGACAACAGCACAUUUCACGUCGCCGCCUCUGCAUUCUCGCUAACCCAAGGAAAGAUGGUGGCGCAUUCGAAAGAAGCGCUGGUGUGGUAUAAUUAUGAUGUUGGGAGGAAGUGUGAUCCGGGCGAGGAGGCGAGGGGGGUCGUUAGGAGGCGGAUGGGGAGGAGCAGAGAAGCACGUUGA
This is a messenger RNA of Laccaria bicolor S238N-H82, 813 nucleotides long. RefSeq lists its product as uncharacterized. The record is from RefSeq and is a predicted model, not a curated record. The transcript has 5 exons. Lineage: Eukaryota; Fungi; Basidiomycota; Agaricomycetes; Agaricales; Hydnangiaceae. Bases 1 to 813 code for a protein of 270 amino acids.